AUGACCGAACACGCGGCUCCUGCCUACUGCGCAUGUGCAGUGCGGCGGCCAUUGGAGGCGCAGGAUGAUCAUCCCCGUGCGCUGCUUCACCUGCGGCAAAGUGGUCGGCAACAAGUGGGAGGCCUACCUGGGCCUGCUGCAGGCCGAGUACACCGAGGGUGAUGCUUUGGACGCACUAGGCCUGAAGCGGUAUUGCUGUCGGCGGAUGCUCCUCUCCCACGUUGAUCUGAUUGAGAAACUCCUGAACUACGCUCCCCUGGAGAAAUGAUCCACCCUUGACUUGUGGAUCAUGAUAAUGGCAAAGUAUUAGACUGGUGUGACAGGCAAAUUCUACACGAAGAUCUGGAGAACAUGGUCUGGAAGAAGACAAUUUGCAUAACUGUAUCAUAAAUAAAAAUGGGGAUUUUAUAUUA
Messenger RNA from Leucoraja erinaceus (little skate), 413 nucleotides. RefSeq names its product RNA polymerase II, I and III subunit L (gene polr2l). Gene Ontology annotation, cellular component: RNA polymerase III complex; RNA polymerase I complex; RNA polymerase II, core complex. The coding region runs from base 65 to 268 and encodes 67 amino acids. Gene Ontology annotation, biological process: tRNA transcription by RNA polymerase III; transcription by RNA polymerase II; transcription by RNA polymerase I. Gene Ontology annotation, molecular function: DNA-directed RNA polymerase activity; DNA binding; zinc ion binding. Lineage: Eukaryota; Metazoa; Chordata; Chondrichthyes; Rajiformes; Rajidae. The record is from RefSeq and is a predicted model, not a curated record. The transcript has 2 exons.